This is a messenger RNA of Cuscuta europaea, 3753 nucleotides long. NCBI's taxonomy places the organism in Eukaryota, Viridiplantae, Streptophyta, Magnoliopsida, Solanales, Convolvulaceae. The record is from the annotation of a GenBank genome assembly.
AAACAAAUACGGAGUAUUUAUUUGGCUACCCGUAUCCUCUUUAUCGUUAACGACGACAACCACCGGGUAUAUCCGCUCGUUCGCCAGCGGCACACAUCGCACGCCAUUAAUUUUUAGGUGGAACGUUAGAAAUUUAUCAUCAGUCAACUGGCACAAAUGACGGAGGAUAGCUUCCCCAGGGGUUCUUCCUCUGAAUCGGCUUCGUCAACUGAUCCUUCAAUUUCCAAACAGAGGAAAAAAAGGAAGUGGGAUCAGCCUGAAGAGUCAUUGGUUUCAGCUGGAGUAUGCCAGCCUCCUAUUCUUCCUUUCACAAACAUUGGAUCUUUGGUUGGUAUUGCACUACCCAGCAUAGGCACGACAUGUGGCACUCUUUUAGCCACUUCCCUCACAGCCAAUGGUGCAUCUGGAGUGCAGCAACACACGACAAAGAUCCAGGAUGAGGUGAUUGCAAGAGAGAUUGUCAUAAAUGAUGCUGACUCUGCUGUUCGAUACAAACUCACAAAACGCCAAACCCAAGAAGAGAUUCAGAAGAGUACAGGUGCAGUGGUAAUAACUAGGGGCAAGUACAUGAUUCCUAGUGCACCCCCUGAUGGUGCAAAACCACUAUAUCUUCAUAUUUCUGCUGGAGCACAUUUAGAAACAACAGUGGAGAGAAUCAAAGCAGUUGACCAUGCAGCGUCACUUGUGGAGGAAAUAUUGAAAGAGGGUUCAUCAAACAAUGGGUUGAAGGCUAAUCCCUCCAUGAGUACCUGUGUCUAUGUGGGCUUUGAGGUUGAUGCAUCCUUGAACAUUUCUGCUCGUAUUCGAGGACCAAAUGACCAGUAUAUAAAUCACAUUAUGAAUGAAACAGGAGCAACUGUUGUGUUAAGAGGGCAAGGUUCAGAGAGUUCUGGAACCGUACAUGGUGAAGAUGGACAUCAACCACUGCAUUUGUUCCUAUCGAGCAAUAAUUCAAAAAGUCUUGAGCAUGCAAAACUUUUGGCAGAAAAUUUGCUGGAUACUAUAUCUGCAGAAUUUGGUGCUUCUAGGGUGUCUUCUUGUAAAGUGUAUGGAGCUGUUCCUCCCCCACCGCAGCUACUAGCUGGAAGUAAUAGUUUGGGAGAUGAGUUGACCGUAAAUAAUUCUCAAGAUGCUAAUUUAAGGUCUGCAACUCUGGGUGUGCCUGUACCAGCUGUUCCUUCUGUGGCUCCUGGUAUGGACAUUAAUGUUUCUCAAGGAAUUGUAUCCCAGUCUUUAAGCUCAUUCAAUAUGCUGCCAUCUCAAUCAAACACAAAUUACUACCCCCAUACGCCAAUCUUGAGAGGGACGAGCUAUAUGGGUUACGGUGGGAUUUAUCCCCAAGUCACACCUUUACAACAAGUUGCCUUAGCCCUUAGGCAGUCGAUCUCUAAAACAGCUGCAAGCUCCCCAGAAUCAACAACAACUAGCACCAGACCUCUGACUACUACGACAUCCUUUAUUCAGAAGGAACGCCCCCCACAUAAACGCAAAUUUAGAGAGUUACCAACUAAUAUAAUGGUCACAUCAAAUCUUCAUCAGGUAUUAGAAUCUGUUCUCCUUGUCUCUCCCUGCUGGCGUGAAGCCAAUGGCCUAUUAUCCCUUAGUUUGUGUCAAUUUGAUUUAAAUAAAAGAUAGUGUUGAACAAUGCACCAAUUUCAUAAAUGUGCUUUUUGUUUUGAACUGUCGACAUAUUCUUCUUAUUAGAUCUCGUCAAUGCAAAUUUUCAUUCUUUGUUUCGAAACUAAGUUUACUGAAGAUAUUAAAUUCAACUUAUGCUUUGUGAUUUAUCAUUGAAAAACUCUUGCAUCUUUUUCCAUUUGAGUGCAAUGUCAUUUUUAUACUGACCUUUACUACUUGAUAUUCCAGGUAUUUUCUCUCACCUUCUAAGAAGCUAACAUGGCGAUUCUGGACCCUAUUGGGCAUUUGUAUGUUUCACAGGGUUUUAUGAUCUGGGAGCUGCAUGGAAUUGCUGCAUGUUAUCUCAAUACUCUUGGUGGUGCUAGAGCAAAAUUUAAACUAACCAUGCUCUGUUGAUGAACAGGCCUUAUGGCCCAUUAGCAGCUGCUUAAAAUAGCAAAGAAGUUACAUAUUUCUCUUUUUUUAAUCUUCAUUAACCCAGAAAAGUUUUUUUAUAUUAGAUAAUUGAAUUUUAAUCACUGAAGUUUUUCCUACUCUUUUCCAUGCAUAAUACGAAAAAAAUUACUCCCUUCGUCCCAUUUGAUUAGACAUGCAUAAUUAUUAUCUGGUCUUAACAUAUUUGUCAAAGGAAAAUGCAUCUUACAUUGUGGGUACACAGGUUGUACAAGAAGUUCCAUACUUCUUUCCUAUUCCUUAAAAAGAGAACGCUUAUUCCCUAUCUUGUGCUACCUCCAUUCUACACAGAUAGCCACAUUUGAUUUAUAACAUGGAAACAAAAUCUAUAUAUUUUAACUAAGAUAUAUCUAUUAAAAACAACGGUCAAAAUUCAACACCUUUCAUCUUCAUGGGCAUUUGUAGUCAACUGUGUUGCAGUCAUUAGGUUGAGCAUUACACUGUACACAGGGCUCUGUUCAUUACGAUAUGCUCAUAUAUGAAUUUCGUCCCUAAUUAUGAGAUAUCUAUCUUCCAUCUUUUAGCAUGCUGAUUUAAGCAUUGUAUCAUGUGAUUCAAAUCUCUUUAUACAUCUCUUCAAACUUGUUGGCACUCCAUGAUUGUGGUAAUCAAUCUACUGCCUGGGAGUAGGAACUUCUGAUAAUGUUUGAGAGUUAACUGAUUGUUAUAUAUGUCUUGCACAUUAGAUGUGAUUUUUCUUUAAUUACUUAGGAUUCUGUAUUGGAUUUUCUUGUAAAAUCAACUGCAGGAAGUGCUGGCUCCAAAGGCUCAGGAUUUAACUGCAGAUGCUGGUGUUAGAGAUAAUACUACUAUUCCUGGCACAAAGGUGUGCCAACCACCUUCUAAUUUAAUGCCACCGCCACCUCCUCCUCCCAAGAUGAUGCCAAUGGCUCCUCCACCAUUACCGAAGUUUAAUUCACCAACCCCUAAAGUGCAUGGGAUAAGCAAUAUGCCUCAUAAACCAUCCUCAGAAAAUAUUCCUGAUACUCUAGUGAAGCUAAUGGAAUAUGGGGAUGAUGAUGAAGAUGAUGACAUUGAUGGUGUUGCUGGGGAGAGGUUGCAGGGGAAAUCAAUUGUACCAGAGGGUCCAAAACCAUUCUGGGCUGUUUAAAGAUGCUAAUUCGUCCUGUGGAACUCUCUACUCUCUAAUUGAUGGUUAAUGAAUCAUUUAUUAAACCAGAAGUACCUGGAUGGAGAAUGGUUUGGUUGACGCUUGUUCUGUAGCAUUAGGGUGACGUUUCAAUGUAUUGACCCACCCGGAUAGCAUGGCGUGAUUUCAUCUUAGAGAGGGGGGUUGACCCCCAAACAUGGCUGGAGGUGAAGAGGUUGUCUUACUUAGGGCGAAUUGUUAUCAUGCUUUUGCCAGGAGGGUCACCCUACUGCUUGGAGUCAGAGGCAACUCAGUAACACUGCAAAUUUAUUGCUUAAUUGUGCUGGUAGUACUUGAAGACUACUCCUUCAAUGUUUUGCAUGUGUUAUAAAACUGGACAUGCAAACGGUUGUUCAGUGUUUGAUGGCCUAGUGAUUUGUUUGGUUGAAUUACAAGCAUUAAUAUUUUUUUCAGCGCAGUAUUUAAUCCCUCUACUCUAAUUGUGUUUAAAUUAGUCGGAUAUCUGCUAUAGGGAAUCUGCUAUAUAAUUUGGUACGAUCAAGGACCAUUCU